GAACUCUCUUCCUUACAUCCCCUUUAGCAAGGUAUUCACAAUGGCUGCUGCUGCUAGGACGCUUCGCAUAGGUCUCAUCCCCGGUGACGGCAUCGGCCGAGAGGUCAUUCCGGCCGGCCGGAAGGUUCUGGAGUCUCUCCCCUCCUCCAUGAACCUCAAGUUCAGCUUCGUCGACCUAGAUGCGGGUUUCGACACCUUCAAGCGCACCGGUAGCGCUCUCCCCGAUAAGACGGUCGAGAUCCUCAAGAAGGAGUGUGAUGGUGCCCUGUUCGGAGCUGUCAGCUCCCCCAGCACCAAGGUCGCCGGCUACUCCUCCCCCAUCGUCGCCCUCCGCAAGAAGCUCGACCUGUACGCCAACGUCCGCCCCGUCAAGACCACCGCCGGCAGCACCGACGGCAAGCCCAUUGACCUGGUGAUUGUGCGUGAGAACACCGAGGAUCUCUACGUCAAGGAGGAGCAGACCAAGGAGACCCCCAAUGGCAAGGUUGCCGAGGCUAUUAAGCGUAUCUCCGAGAACGCUUCCUCCCGCAUCUCCACCAUUGCCGGUGAAAUCGCCCUCCGUCGCCAGAAGAUCCGCAGUGUUGCUGGUAUCGCUGGUCUCCGCACCGAGCCCAUGGUGACCAUCACCCACAAGUCCAACGUUCUCUCCCAGACCGACGGUCUCUUCCGUGAGACCGCCCGCAAGGCCCUCUCCGCCGACCGCUUCUCCUCCGUCCAGGUUGAGGAGCAGAUUGUCGACUCCAUGGUUUACAAGCUCUUCCGUCAGCCCGAAUACUACGACGUCAUUGUCGCCCCCAACUUGUACGGUGACAUUUUGUCGGAUGGUGCCGCUGCCCUGGUUGGCAGUCUGGGACUGGUUCCUAGCGCUAACGUUGGUGAUGGCUUCGCUAUCGGUGAGCCCUGCCACGGCAGUGCCCCUGACAUUGAGGGCAAGGGUAUUGCCAACCCCAUUGCCACUCUGCGCAGUGUUGCCUUGAUGCUGGAGUUCUUGGGCGAGGAGACUGCCGCUGCCAAGAUCUACACUGCUGUUGAUGCCAAUCUCGAUGAGGCCAAGUUCCUUUCUCCUGACAUGGGUGGUAAGGCUACUACCCAGGAGGUUCUGGAUGAUGUCUUGAAGAGGUUGUAAAGGGUUGUUGGAAAUGACUCUUGAUGUAUAAAUAGCGAGAUAAAAGAAUAAGCUUUCUAGAGCGAAUAUGAUGU
Messenger RNA from Aspergillus eucalypticola CBS 122712, 1200 nucleotides. It is a transcript of the gene lysB, whose product is annotated as homoisocitrate dehydrogenase lysB. The record is from RefSeq and is a predicted model, not a curated record. NCBI's taxonomy places the organism in Eukaryota, Fungi, Ascomycota, Eurotiomycetes, Eurotiales, Aspergillaceae. Gene Ontology annotation, biological process: isocitrate metabolic process; tricarboxylic acid cycle. The transcript has 4 exons. Gene Ontology annotation, cellular component: mitochondrion. Bases 41 to 1126 code for a protein of 361 amino acids. Gene Ontology annotation, molecular function: magnesium ion binding; NAD binding; isocitrate dehydrogenase (NAD+) activity.